Molecule: messenger RNA, 1252 nt
Organism: Cylas formicarius (sweet potato weevil)
Lineage: Eukaryota; Metazoa; Arthropoda; Insecta; Coleoptera; Brentidae
Product: lysophosphatidylserine lipase ABHD12-like
Exons: 8
Coding region: 76-1203 (375 amino acids)
Biological process (GO): monoacylglycerol catabolic process; phosphatidylserine catabolic process
Cellular component (GO): endoplasmic reticulum membrane
Molecular function (GO): monoacylglycerol lipase activity; phosphatidylcholine lysophospholipase A1 activity
Source: RefSeq, a predicted model, not a curated record
CAAAAAUUUGUUUUAGAUAAACGUAUCAAACGCGUAUCACUCCAGACUCGUGCAGAUGGUGCGAGUAACGCAGUCAUGGCCGCGUGUAUAAGGAGGACUUCAGACACUUCUUCUUAUAGUUCUAUGCCAUCUGGUCCUACCGCGGAGAAGUGGCCCAUGUGGAAGGUUGUUUUAGCGUGGAGCGCGGCUGCUCUAGCCGCCUUGAUUUUAUUGAUAUUUAUAUUAAUAUGGGUUGUCAUUCCCAUAACGUUCUGGUUAUCCAUACAGAUUCAACGAUACAUGAUGUUUAUACCACGGAACGACCCUCCCGAUCCCGUAUUCGACCAGCCCGAAUACUACGGCAUCGAAGGUGUCUACAACUUCUACAUAAGCGUGAAAGACUACGAUGACAACAACACCAUAACUUCCAUCGGUGCCUGGCUUGUCCUCCACCAAGAUGACAUGAACAUGUCCAACUCCUCCAACAACGUGGCAGAUAUUAUCAAAAACUCGGACAAAGACAUUUUGCUGUACUUGCACGGCGUAGCCGCCAACAGGGCCCAACCCGUCAAACAAUAUGGCGUCCUUCGGCAACAUUUCUUAAUCAUCGCGAUCGAUCACAGAGGUUAUGGUGACUCUGGCACCAAUGUAGUAUUAUCGGAAGCUGCAGUCAUCAACGACCACGUCCAAAUCUACGACUGGGUGAGAAGUCUCAACCCCAAGAACGACCUCUACUACUGGGGUCACUCUCUAGGUUCCGCCUUGUCUUGUCACACGGUGCGAGCGUUGAAGGAACAAAGGAACGCAGUACCAAAAGGACUCAUUUUGGAAUCUGCAUUCUCGACUAUGGCUGACGUUAUCGUCACCACUUCGAUCGGAAAGCUUUUCAAGUGGUUGGCGUGGUUCGACGCGACUAUUUUGAGGCCUCUCGACAACAACGGGUUCCAUUUCAGGUCUACGUCUAAUAUUCUGUCGGUAGACUGUCCCGUGAUGCAACUGCACGCCGAAGACGAUAACGUAGUCCCCUACGAUUUGGGAGAAAAGUUGCACGAAGUGGCCGCGAAGGAAAGAAAUUUAUCUCAGCAAGGAAACGCAACUUUCCACGGGUUCGCGGCGGAAAAGGGCUAUGGACACGUGUGGUGCACCAGUGAUCCCGCCGUACCAACCUAUAUUUCGGAAUUUGUGCAGACUUGUCGAGAGUUUUGGAACAACAAAAGCAGCUAGAGCCCCAUACCUAAAAUUUAUAGAGUUGGAGCGAGUGUGUGAAUGUGUA